ACAUGUUUCAUUUCAUUCUACAAUUACCAAUGAUAUUACUUCUCCAAUAGGUCAUACUACACCCGCGAUAUCUUUCCGCUUGACACUAAAGAGGCGGAUAAUUAAAACCUAUUUGGUGUUCUUAAUAUGAAUCCGCUCGGCGCGUACACACUUUCCUAUUUGAGCAGGACGUACCGCACAAUCGCAAACGGAUUGCACUUCCCGAUUUGGUGCGAUAAGGCGAAACUGAUUGGAGUUCAUCGCUGCAACCCUUUUUAUUUAAAGUAGCCCCUCUGUCCUAGUUGUUUGUGUUUCUUAUUGUUACCCAUCCAACAAAUCGUCUCGUGCUCACCUCAGCCAUGGAAAGAUUACAACAGAUUGCUUCUCAAACAACUUCUUCGGCAGCUCCUCCAGCCUUGCCAGCUCAUCCUUUGGACCCUCUUAGUCCACAAGAAAUCCAAGCGGUUUCCAACGUUGUUAAGGCCCAAUACUCUGGUAAGCUGAUUAUUUUCAACACCGUUACUCUCAGAGAACCGGUCAAGAAGGCCUACUACGACUGGAAGGAACACAAUGGUCCUUUACCUCCACGUCUUGCCUACUUUGUGGUGAUUGAAGAAGGUGUCACUGCCGUACAAGAAGGUGUGGUUGAUAUCCCAGCCGGUGCCUUGAUUGAAUUAAGAAAGACCGACUCGGUACAACCUAUCUUGACCCCAGCUGAUCUUCAACUUACUGAAGAUAUCAUCAGAGCUGACCCAGCAGUCAUUGAUCAAUGUGUUCAAUCCGGUGUUCCAAGAGAAGACAUGCACAAGAUCUACUGUGACGCUUGGACCAUUGGUUACGAUGAAAGAUGGGGUGCUUCCAGAAGACUUCAACAGGCUUUGAUCUACUGGAGAUCCGAUGAAGAUGAUUCUAACUACUCCCAUCCUUUGGAUUUCUGCCCAAUUGUCGACAUGAAUGCCGGUAAGGUGAUUUAUAUUGAUAUUCCAAACCGUAGAAGAAAGGUUUCCAAGCACAAGCACUCCAACUUCCAUCCUAUCCAUAUCAAGGACAAGUUCUCCACUGCCGAAAACCCAUCUGGUUUCAGAGAUGAUGACACUCCAAUCAAUAUCACUCAACCAGAAGGUGUUUCCUUUGCCAUGGAUGGUCAUGUGAUGAACUGGUCCAACUUUAAGUUCCACAUUGGGUUCAACUACAGAGAAGGGAUUGUUUUGAGUGACAUCACUUACAACGACCAUGGUAACGUCAGACCAAUCUUCCACAGAAUCUCUCUUUCGGAAAUGAUUGUUCCAUACGGUUGUCCAGAAUUCCCACACCAACGUAAGCAUGCGUUGGACAUUGGUGAAUAUGGUGCUGGUAACUGUACAAACCCUCUUUCUCUCGGCUGUGACUGUAAGGGUGUCAUCCACUACAUGGAUGCCCAUUUCCCAGACAAGGAAGGUGCCCCAACCACCGUCAAGAACGCCGUUUGUAUCCACGAAGAAGAUGAUGGAUUACUUUUCAAGCACUCUGACUUUAGAGAUGAUUUCCAAACCACCGUGGCCACCAGAGGUAAGAAGUUGAUCAUUUCUCAAAUCUUCACUGCUGCCAACUACGAAUACUGUUUGUAUUGGAUCUUGAGACAAGAUGGUACCAUCAAGUUGGAAGUUAGAUUAACCGGUAUCUUGAACACCUACAUUUGUGACGAAGAUGAAUCCACCGGUGUUUGGGGUACUCAAGUUUACCCACAAGUGAACGCCCACAACCAUCAACAUUUAUUCUCCUUGAGAAUCCACCCAAGAAUUGACGGUGACAACAACUCUGCCGCCACUUCUGACGCCAAGUCUUCUCCACAUCCUUUGGGAUCCCCAGAAAACAUGUACGGUAACGGAUUCUACUGUGAAAAGACCACUUUCAAGACUGUCAAGGACUCCAUCACCAACUUUGAGUCUGCCACCGCCAGAACUUGGGAUAUUUUCAACCCUAACUCCAUCAACAAGUACUCUGGUAAGCCAGCCUCUUACAAGUUGGUUUCCACCUUCUGUUCCCCACUCUUGGCCAAGGAAGGUUCUCUUGUCAGCAAGAGAGCCCCAUGGGCCUCAUCCCACACCCAGGUUGUUCCAUACAAGGACGAAGGUAACGGAUACGGUAGAUUGUACCCAUCCGGUGACCACGUUUGUCAAUGGAGUGGUGACGGUAUGAGAGGUAUGAGAAAGUGGGUUGGUGACGGUUCCGACAAGGUUGAAAACACCGACAUUUUGUUCUUCCACACUUUUGGUAUCACCCAUUUCCCAGCUCCAGAAGAUUUCCCAGUCAUGCCAACUGAAAUCUUUGAUCUUAUGUUGCGUCCAAGAAACUUCUUUAUUGAAAACCCAUGUCUUGACGUCAAGCCAUCGUUUGCCAGAACCACCAAGGAGGUCAAGGCCGGUGCCCAAGGUACCGACACUUGCUCGUUAAAGGUUGACAAGACCUCAAGAUUGGCCUUCAGUAACACUUCAGCUGCCGGUUCGUGCUGUAAGAAAUAA
This is a messenger RNA of [Candida] anglica, 2480 nucleotides long. NCBI's taxonomy places the organism in Eukaryota, Fungi, Ascomycota, Pichiomycetes, Serinales, Debaryomycetaceae. The record is from the annotation of a GenBank genome assembly.